Messenger RNA from Pseudo-nitzschia multistriata, 2219 nucleotides. The record is from the annotation of a GenBank genome assembly. NCBI's taxonomy places the organism in Eukaryota, Bacillariophyta, Bacillariophyceae, Bacillariales, Bacillariaceae.
CGAAAAAUCUAACGAAAAAAGAGGCAGAUUGGUAUCCUGGUCGUUCUUUCGUCUAGUGCUCACAAACGAAUUACGUAAUCCUCCCUUUUGAACUUGUCAACCGUACAGUACCAAUAGGCCAAAAUGCAAUUUCCGGCUGGCAGCCUAGCAAUUCUUGCCUCCAAAGUCGGCAGCGAUGAGCUUUCGGAUGGGCGUUCCUUUAUCGAAAACUGGAAUCGCUUUCAUCGUUAUCAAAAAAGUAAUGAAGACGCAGAUGGACUAUCAGCUUCCCACGAAAAGCUCAGGAACAAGAGGGGCACUCCCCGCAUGGYUACCAAGAUUGUGAACGAAAUCCAGAAGCUUCGACACGUAGUGGAAUGUGAUCCUCUGGCAGAAACAGAGGUCGAGGACKAUCGACGACUGAGUGGACAAGAGCUUUCCACCUCGUUUACCGCAAACCACGACAAUGUCGAUGAACUCGGUAUCCUAGCUGCACCUUUUUCUUCCCCUACCUGUGGAGUGGGAAGAAAAUGCCGGAAAGCAACCUCCGAAGAAGCAUCUUCGCUGGGUGGCAUUUGCGAGGAUAUCGACGGAUGGGACUACCAAGAAUUCCUUCAUCGUCGAGGACUUCAAGAAGCAAGCGGUAAUUCUACCGAUUCGCAAGGCUACGAUCCGAACAACAUUGUACAGACUAUGGAAUUCGCAUGCGAAAAUGGCGGCCUGGUGGGGUACGACUGUGAAUGCGAUUUCGACACGGGCGACGCAUAUGUCGGAACUGCUGUCUGUACUACCCCUAUAUCAUGCAGUACCACMGAAUCUCUCUGUGGGGUUCCAGUCACGGAUUGCUACAAGUCGACUUAUUACGUGUCCUUGCAAGGCCAACGCGGGAUUUGGGACGCCGAAUUCUGCCUCGAAUUCCUGGAACCCUACGCACAGACUGCGUGUUACAAGACUUCCACAAUCGACUAUGGUGUUACACCAAAUAGUGAAUGCGACAUCUCGCUAGAUGGAGAAUACUGUUCAUCGUGCGAGGUCUACAAAUUUCGCGAUUCGAAUUGCUACGUCUUCGACUGCGGCAACACAUCACAGUCAGGAAAGGGUCACGGAACAAGGAGCGGCAACACCUGCGACUUCCCCGCUCAUGGAAUAGGGUUCUUCAUCGAAUCAUAUGGCUGCCCAUCUUGUGACAUUUGUCAAUCGGACAGUCCAUUGGAUCCUGGGAUGGUCAUGGCCAUGACCGAGCCAGAAAACAGCGUGGUUUUCUUCAACACGACAUAUGAUUGUGACUAUGUCCAGCAGGUCUCCCUCGCGGGAUUGUUCACUCCCGAUUCUUGCAGUUACUUUGCUGAAAUUGCAGGGGAUGCUUGUGGUUGCGCUGCAGUCAAAGCCACUGAUCUCGUUUCGACUCCGGCGGAGUCUGAUUUACCUGUAACCGAAAACAUCAUUGUUACCACCGACUCUCCCACUUCGGCACCAAUAGAAAAUGGAGAAUGCAAGAUCUGUCCUGACGGGGUGUCCAAUCCUGAUGGUAUCAUCUCAUUUCCUGGAAGCAAUGCGAGCACGAAUCAAAUCUCAUGCGCCGAGGUAGAGCUUGCGAUUAUGGCAGGUAGCAUCUCAGGCAAUGAAUUGUGUGAGGCCGUUCAGAAGGAGGCUCUUGGUCCAUGCUGUGGGGUUGCUGCGGAUGAAGACGAAACCAGUAUCGAAUCCGUCAAUGAAAGUGAACCUCAAUCACCGCCAUUGGUUAGCAUGGAUGGAGCGGAGUCCGACCACUGUACCCUCUGCGGGGAUGGCAAGUUUCACACAGAGGUCGGCAAUAGUGUGAGUGUUCCAACACAGGGCAUCUUUACUUGCCAGCAACUCUUGGACAUGGGCAAGAACGGAACCCUAGACAACAAAGGGAUCUGCCUCUUGGUACAAACUUUGGCUCAAACUCCCUGCGGUUGCAAGGCUGAUGGGAUCAUAACAGUUCCGACGGAAGCUCCCGAGGCUUCCGAGGAAGAAGCCACUUCUUCGUCUUCCCCGCUCUACUCUGGAACACCUGCCCUGUUUGUCUCCGCAGCGGCCACGGCGUUUCUUGURGCGUUGUCUUCGUGGAAUUUUUUGUAACAAGCGARCAAGGCUUUUCUUCGCCGUUUGAGAUUYUCUUGUCGAAAACACUCCGUACCGUGGAAAUCUCGCCGGCGUUGUCCGCCCGGUCGUCUCCUGAUGACUGCAUACUCUAGGGCUAAAUUUAACUGUGA